AUGAGGACAUCAGUGGGUGUGAUGGGAGAUAACAGUAGGGGAUUGACUGAAAAAGUGGUGAUGUCCAAUGGUAGACUUUGCACUGUAAACUGUAAAGAGGUUCCUGAAGGUGGGAGGCGAGGCCAAACUGCUUUGAACUGGAAUGAGCGUUUGAGAAUAAUAGAUUCCAUCGCAAGAGCAAUCGCAUUCAUCCACGGACAAUCCCCGCCAACAGAAAAGAACAUGAAAAUGAACGUUCAUGGAAACAUAAAAUCCUCCAACAUCAUGAUAAACAACGACCUCACAGCACGGUUAUCGGAUUACGGGUUCGUCCAGUUUCCCGGCUGCAUUGAGGAUUCCGAGAACAAAGAACGAUCAAGAACAACAAAUAAUACUUAUUCAGAGGAUUUGAGUCAAAAGAGUGAUGUCUUCAAUUUUGGUCUAGUUUUGUUGGACAUGCUAGGGGGAGUGCGGGACCUAAGUUACAUAAACUGCAUAAUUAAAAUGAAGGAAAGCAUAAAAGAAGGUGAUAGUACUUUUUUCGAGUUUCAUGUGAAAGGGAAAGAACGCAAGCAAGCUUUCAAGGUUUUGGAGAUUGCUUUGGCUUCCACCAACACCUUGCCGGAGACAAGACCUUCAAUAGAACAAAUCAUGUUGAAACUUAGUGAUAUUCUCAAUACUUCCAAGUGA
Hibiscus syriacus is the source of this 669-nucleotide messenger RNA. Its product is annotated as probable inactive receptor kinase At3g02880. The record is from RefSeq and is a predicted model, not a curated record. Bases 1 to 669 code for a protein of 222 amino acids. Gene Ontology annotation, biological process: protein phosphorylation. The transcript is spliced from 2 exons. Gene Ontology annotation, molecular function: protein kinase activity; ATP binding. NCBI's taxonomy places the organism in Eukaryota, Viridiplantae, Streptophyta, Magnoliopsida, Malvales, Malvaceae.